UUAUACAGUUGUUAAAAAGCGGAAACUUCGACGAGCAUGAAAUCACCAAUAAACAACAUGUUAUAUAAUACAUGCUGUGUUUGAAAGCUUUACGAUUUCAGGACAGAAAAGCCACUCUGUUAGGAACAAGGAACAUCAGUAGCUUCGCUGGUGCUAUUAACACUAAUGGCACAUUAGCGCAAAGACAGGGCUGCAUACGGCGAGUUGCGUCUUGCUUGGCGGUUAACGUUCGUUGGCGUGGGAAACGGCGGUUCUAGUGCUAAACCGCUACCGAAAAGACUAUAAAAGCUGCGCCGACAAAAUAAAAGCGCCCAGUCAGGUUCUAAAUCAUAACCUUUUGUUUUGACUAUCGGUCCAGCUCCGUAUGGGACAGCUUCUGGGUACGGACCCGGACCGCGGUCCGCCUGGCCUCUGCUCUAAGGCUUUACUCCCGAGCAUGUGUUACUGCAUUACCGAAACUGAAUGUUUGGUGUACACAUUUUUUUUCUUCAAUAAAGUUGAUUGUAAUAAAAGUUUUUAUCCGUGUUUAGUUGCAUUGUCUUAGCAAGUUCACUUCUUUUUCCGUCCAUGUAAUUUUCAAUGUGGUGACGUAAUCCAUCUAACAAGUUCGAAUCGCGUGGCUGCCUUGGCCGCGUUCUAAGACUGAUGACGCCAGUGUACACGUAAUUUAGAACGCGAGCGCUCACUACCCAUUUCGAGUAUUCCACGGGUUAGUUACGGAUCGCGCUUCUCUUCUGGUGAAAUCAUGUCUGUCAGUGAACCUUCCCGCGCUCAGAUGGCAUCGGAAGUGCCUGAGAUUCUGGUAGAUCCCAAGACAUUAAGGUCCUACGGCAGGGAUGAGCUUUUGGGACAGGGCGCUUGUGGCAAAUGCUAUAAGAUGACCGAUCUUGAAACUGGCGACACCUAUGCUGUUAAGGUCAUCCGGCUAUAUUCCUGGGGAGUGGAGGAGGUCUGUGAAGAAGUACAGAUUUUAAAAACACUGCGGCACAAGAAUGUGGUGGGGUUCUCCCACUCUUUCGAAGAUGACAAAUUCAUGUAUAUUUUCAUGGAGUUGUGCAGUGGGCAGACACUCGGUGACAUUUUAAAAGCUCGGGGGACUUUGACUGAGCCCGAAGUGCGAUACUACAUUAACCAGCUGAUUUCAGGGUUAACAUACAUCCACCGGCAAGGUUACGUCCACAGGGACAUCAAGUUGGAAAAUUUAUUUAUCAAUGACCAAAUGGAACUGAAAAUUGGGGAUUUCGGACUGGCGGUCAAGCUGAAGCCGAGGGAGAAAGAAGUGUGUGGUACUCCCGUCUACAUGGCUCCAGAAGUGUGGAAACGAGAGGGCCAUGGAAGGGAAGCGGACGUCUGGGCACUGGGCUGUGUCAUGUACCAGCUUCUGGUUGGGGAAAUCGCAUUCUACGAUGACAAUUACUGGGAGAUGCUCAAGAAUAUAAAGGAAGCCAAAUUUAUUCUACCGCAGAAUCUCUCUAUUGAAGCUGGGAAACUGAUGGGCAAGAUAUUUAGAAUCGACCCACGGGAUCGCCCGUCACUAUCGAAUGUCCGUCGCCACAAGUUCUUCACAAAGGGCUUCACUCCAAAGACACUGCCAGCUAGUAGCUGCAAUACACCACCAAAGCAUAAAUCAGUCAACCCAUUCAAAAAGAUUUUCAACCGUUUCAUGCGCCUGAUACGAAAAAAGCGAUCCAGAGUUGAGCCUUUACGGGAGGAUGCCGAGCAGAGUGGACUUGAGAUCCCCCAGCCUGUGGAGUCACUCCGUGUUCUAGAGGAUGUCAACAGACCAAUGAACAAAUUGACCUGGUCCAGUUGGUCAAAGUGGUUGAGGGACCUGUAGGCAGGCUGUACUCAGCAAGUGCAGUGACGCCCCACACCUGAGUGCCUCCCCCAGCUCCCUGUCCACUCCUGUUUCAAUAAAGUUCUUUUGUGUUUCAAGCA
Molecule: messenger RNA, 1938 nt
Organism: Brienomyrus brachyistius
Lineage: Eukaryota; Metazoa; Chordata; Actinopteri; Osteoglossiformes; Mormyridae
Product: serine/threonine-protein kinase PLK3-like
Exons: 10
Coding region: 746-1837 (363 amino acids)
Biological process (GO): mitotic cell cycle; protein phosphorylation; regulation of cytokinesis
Cellular component (GO): nucleus; spindle pole; centrosome
Molecular function (GO): protein serine/threonine kinase activity; ATP binding
Source: RefSeq, a predicted model, not a curated record